Molecule: messenger RNA, 1136 nt
Organism: Sphaeroforma arctica JP610
Lineage: Eukaryota; Ichthyosporea; Ichthyophonida
Exons: 1
Coding region: 142-1080 (312 amino acids)
Source: RefSeq, a predicted model, not a curated record
AAGAAACAACAACUACGAAGUACAACCUUAAAACAUCAUAAAUAGUUAAAUACAAACCCGUUACAACACACACACUCUCUCUCGAGCGCACUUUAUACUGAAUAUCAACGGGUCGAUCUUUACAAUCGAGCACAGGCGAAUAUGACUUUAACUGUUUUAAAUGUCCAAACGGCAAAUCAACGUGCAAACUCGCACAAAAGUGACACGAUGUAUACGGCUACGUCAUCACCCGACAUAUCCUUAUGUGACAAUGUUAGCUUAGCCGAGAAAACUGAUCUUCUACCUAGCAACGCGAAGAUAGGUAUAAAAAAUAGCCGGAUAGAAUUUGCUACUACAGAGAAGGCAAUUCCUUUGCGUAUCAAGGACGAUAAUGGGAACGUUUUCAAGCCCAACACAGAAAUCCCUUUCAGCGUGGAAAAUGAGCACUGCGCUGGUAAGGCAAUACUUAAACUCAAGACCGAGCAGCCUUCCAAAUAUGAACCGUACUUUGCAGGAAAGAAACGCCAGUUUGAAAUACAAAUUCAGGGCAAGUUCAAAAAUGUUGGAGAAAAUGAUCGGGUGUACAUAGGUAUAGAGACAGACUCCGAAGUUAAGCUCAAUUUUUUGACGCGCACGUUCUCCAAGGUUAUCUUAAAGCUCAUACACGCGACCACCGCUAAUGUCAAUGCUACACUUGGUGAUAGAGAGUCGGCAGCUCAGAUGACUAUGCCAUUGCACUCCACCGUUGACAAAUUAGCAGUCACAAGGCCCAACGAGCAAACGCCAGAGAUGGGAGUGGCUGAGUUUCAAGAUGAUGUCAGCAUAGCAAAGUGUGAUAGACCGAAGUGUUUUACGUAUAAUACGGAGGACACAUAUUCGUUCAGUCAGCACGGCAUGUAUGUGAACCUUGUUAGUUGGAAACUGGUGAACUUGCCAGGACUGCCAGAUAUUUCGCUUAACAAGUUCUUAGGAGAAUCAAAGUUAUACUACGUCUGCUAUAUCUUGCCAGAGAAUCACACAGGUAAGCAUUUGUCGAAGGACAAGAAUUAUCUGUUCAGAUUCGAGCUAGAAAAUGACAACUCGUUGGCUUGCAAGAAGUAACAAGAAAUAGUUUAUACGACCUUUUAAUUGAGUUAAAUAAAAUCUAUAAUUCCAUG